This is a messenger RNA of Diabrotica balteata, 1443 nucleotides long. The record is from the annotation of a GenBank genome assembly. Lineage: Eukaryota; Metazoa; Arthropoda; Insecta; Coleoptera; Chrysomelidae.
GGAUUUUAUAAAAUAUGAAGAUGUUGCGUAAAAUAAAAUUUCCCGUAGAAAUUCCCUUAUUGUGUUGCAUAUACAGCCAGAUUCUUCUGGAUACCGUAUCAUCAAAUUUUUACAUCUACAGAACAUGCUAUGUUACACUUGGUUAUAAUAAAUCCGAUUGUUCUCAAUUAGGAAGAGAAACAAACAACAUGACCAAAAAUUUGGAAACGUUAGUACAACCUACUGCAAAUCAAAUUAGGAUGGUAUUUAAUUUAGGUCAAAUGUUUAUUCCCUUGAUUAUGAACUUGUUUAUUGGAUCUUGGUCAGAUAAUUAUGGAAGGAAGCCGUUUUUAAUAAUUAGUUUAACAGGUUUAACUUUAAGCUCUGCUCUUACCACAAUAUUGUCCCACUUUGAAAGUUUAUCGCCUUGGAUAUUUCUUGCCACGACAAUACCAUCAAUGUUUGCUGGUGGAUUCAGUGCUGCGUUUAUAAUUAUCAAUUUGUAUAUAGCAGAUAUUACCACAUCGGAAAACCGUGUUUUCAGGUAUGGUAUUUACGAAGCAGUAAUGGCUUUUUCUUCUCUCAUUGGAAAUCUCAGUGCAUCAUAUUUACUUUACGCCACUAGUUAUGAAGCUGUAUUUUCUGUAGGCACGUGCUUAAUAGCCAUAAGUGUUUUUUAUACAAUAUUUUUAUUACCAGAAUCUCUAGAUGUGGAACGAAAAGUUCCAAAAAUAAAGGAUCUAAUCAAAAUGAUGAACAUCAUUGAAACUUUCACGAUUACCUUCAAAAAAAGAGAAUCUAACAAAAGAAAAUCUCUAAUUAUUAUCCUUAUACUUAUUAUAGGUUUUAAUUUUGUUUUUUAUGGAGACAUGGCUGUAAAAACUUUAUUUUUGCGAGAAAAAAUUCAUUGGACAUUAACAGAAAUAACAUAUGGUAAUAGUUUCGCCAGCGUUAUCUACAUUUGCGGUACGAUGUUUGGAACAACAAUAUUGUACAAAAAACUUAACGAAACGCAUUUAUGUAUGUUAGCUAUUUUUUCUAUGGGACUCUCCAGUUUACUUAAGGGUUUGGCCCAAAAUGGAUAUUAUAUAUAUGCAGCUUUCGCCAUUGAAGGAUUUGUUGGUUUAGGUACUUCAAUGUUACGAACUAUGUUAACAUAUAUUUUACCCCCUAAUGAAUUGGGAAAAGUCUACAUGACUUCUAGCGCUUUAGACGAUCUCUUUUCUUUAGUGGCUUCUUCUGGCCUAUAUCCGGCUAUCUAUGGAGAUACUCUUACGACAUAUACAGGAAGCUUUUUCUUUCUAGAUGUAGCAGUUAAUUCUGGGAUGGCAAUACUGUUAAUGUAUCUUAUGAGGCAACCUAUACCCAGAAAUAAAGUAUCAGAAAAAGAAAAUCUAGACAAAGUCAAUCAAAUUGAGUCUGAAGUAAUUUUUAAAAAUAAAGAUAUCGAAAAAUUUUAGCGAA